AGUAUGGCGUCGAGUAGCGAGGUAACCUAUUCAAAGCGGCCACAUGUGAAAACAGAACGCAUGCAGGAAUUUAUUAGAGCACAGGAUGAAUCAAACAGUCCAACAAAGAAACUGAAAUGCCCUGAACUAAACUGCAACAAAGUGUUCACAAGUUCUCCUGGCCUCAAGUACCAUCUGCAUACACAUACUGUUAAACAACCACAGUUUUCCUGCAGAAAAUGUUAUAAAGUUUUCAAAAGUGCUAAUGGGUUGAAAUACCACAGGGAGAAGACUCGAUGUGAUGACUCUGAUAUAGAACAGACUUACGUAGCAGACACAUUGAAGGCUGACACGGAGGGCACAUACUAUGAUCAGGACCAGCCUUAUGGUGAACAUACAGUUUCUCCAUCAAGACAGAUACCAGAUGACCUUGACCUCGGGGCUAAUACAUUGACGUCAGGAGGGAUGGACAAACUGACAGAGCUGGCAAUCAUAGCUACAGGUCCACAGAGUCCAUUGUUACAGAAACCAAAACCACCCUGGGAUAUGAAACCUAGUGGCGAUGUUAAACGAUCACUAGAAAAGAUGUUAGAGAAUUGUGGUCAUCAUAUGUCAUCCCAAAACCAAGGCAGCUCAAAAUUAACUGAUCUCAACUCACCUGUCAAUCAACAUACAUCAUCCAGUGAAAGUGUACAUGAUGGGAGUGAUCCCCGUGUUUCUACCAGUUCUCCUCUGUGUGUCUCCCCAGAGGAUUCAGAUAGACUGGAAACAAGUAACUGGUCACAUACCUGGCCCACUGCAGUCUGGCAAUGUUUCAUUAAAGGAACAAAAAUCAAAUUUUUGUCUUCGGAGGAUUCCAAAUGGCAGCUUGCAGAAUUAAUUGCUCAAAAAGAGGAGCUGACACAACAGGCCUCAUUGAAAAUGACUACAUCAAAUUUUGCACCCAAUGGACUUCAUAUUGCUGAGAUUAUUGAACACAACAAUGAGACUGAUGAAUCAGAGAUUACGAUUCACUUCACCCCAGCAGUAUUAGGGCAACGUGACAUUUCGGCAGUAUGUCAGAGAGACCACCCUUUCUUUGUGAAAGAAAAAGGUUGGUCAUCUUGUAAUCCAUUUGAGACUGUGGUGCAUUAUGGGAUACCUUGCUGUGAUCUGUCUGUCGGUGACAUUUGCCUUCCACCUUCUCACCCUGAGGCAACAUUUUCGGAGGAAAUUUUCAGAAGUUUUGAAGAAUUUGACUUUACACCUGAAGAUACCUCAGCUGUAUUUGCUCUGAGCAGUAUGAAGCAAAACAAGAAGGAUACAGAUAUGAGUCCACCAGCAGGUUCUUGUGCUGGGAAUAGUAAUUUGAAGGAUCAAACUUUGGUGAAGGCCAAGAGACCGAUGAAUGCCUUUCUGUUGUUUGCUAAGGAAUUCAGGGUAGACUACACUCACAAGUUUCCAAAACGGGAUAACAGAGCGAUUAGUGUGAUGUUAGGCGAGCAGUGGCAAGCUCUCUCGUCGGACAGAAAGCGUGUGUACGAGGAGAAGGCACGAUGGUUGGCCGAGAAACAGAAGAAAAUACAUCCUGAUUGUUGGAAGAGAAAGAAACAGUCUUAGGGACAUGAAAAGGGAAGAGAGGGGAGGCAGUCUAGUGCUAUUUGUAAUCCAGAAUGCUUAUAUGCCUGUAAGGUAUUGGCUUGUUGAUCAUGUUAAAGCUUUUUGUUGUCAGAUAUUUGUUAUUUGAAAAUUGAUUUGAUCUCAUUUUACCAAUAUUUAUUGUAUAAUUUAUCCGUUUUGAUCACUUGUUUAUUUUUGCAGAUUUUAACUAGAUGGUAGAUAGAGUCUUUGAUUUAUUUUACUGAAAAAAAGCUGUUCACUUUGUAAAUUCUGGAGGGGUAAACAGUUUGUCUUGAUAAAACUUAACUGAAAUCAGAGUGUCAAACCUGGUUAAUGGAGCAGAAUACUUUUAGUCCAAUGGUUGUAGAUCAGAAUCAUUGAUUAGUUUUUAUUGAAUGAAGAUAAUACAUCUAAGGUCAAUGGUCAUCAACCUCUGAUUUAUGUAGGCAAGUUUUUCUUACAGAGAGUAAGUAAAUUCCAUACUUGUGAGCAAACUAGGAAUGUAGGUUCACUGACAGGUUAACUGACAACCCCAUUGACAGCCUCACUGACAGGUCCACCUACAACCUCACUGACAGGUUCACUAAUAACCUCACUGACAACCUCACUGACUGGUCCUCUUACAACCUCACUGACAACCCCACUGACAACCUCAAUGACAGGUUCACUGGCAGCCCCACCAACAGGUUCACUGAUAUGUCAGUCUCACUGGAAAAGAAGAUAAAAAGGUUGGGGAAGAUUUUCAUGGAGAACAGAGCACACCAAAUGCAGCCAGAGAGCCAUGCAUUGCAAAUAGGGCCAACAACAAAAAGAAACACAUCUGUAAAAUACAUGUAAGGUUAUUGGUCAUCAGUCGCUGAUUUAUGUCACUGACAGCAACACUUGUAGGUUCACUGACAGCCUCAAUGACAUGUUUGCUCACAUCCUCACUGACAGCCACACUAGUAGGUUCACUGACAAGUUCAUUGAAAGCCUGACUGACAGCCGCAAUGACGUGUUUGCUCACAUCCUCACUGACAGCCACACUAGUAGGUUCACUGACAAGUUCAUUGAAAGCCUGACUGACAGCCGCAAUGACAUGUUUGCUCACAUCCUCACUGACAGCCACAAUAGUAGGUUCACUGACAAGUUCAUUGAAAGCCUGACUGACAGCCGCAAUGACAUGUUUGCUCACAUCCUCACUGACAGCCACACUAGUAGGUUCACUGACAAGUUCAUUGAAAGCCUGACUGACAGCCGCAAUGACAUGUUUGCUCACAUCCUCACUGACAGCCAUAAUUAUAUGGUUGAAAUGUUGAACAAACAAACAUGUUCACUGAUACAAAAUGAAAGACAAGAAAUAGUUUGUAAUACAGUCAAACCUGUGUAUAAAGACCACUCUUGGGAGAACCAAAAUGUGGGUUUUAUUGGGAGGUGGUCUUUAUUCACAGGUUAAAAUACACUGUAAAUAUUAAAAUUGGAAACAAAACAUGUGGUCUUUAGAGCCAGGUGGUCUCUGUUCAGAGGUGGCCUUUAACACAGGUUGAACAUAAAUGAUAAAUUUAUUGAUUUAUUACAAGCAACAUUUAGUUAUAGUAAGGUAUUGUCAGAUGUAUUUUCUUUUAACCUCACUAAUUAUACCCCCACCAAACAUGUUUGGGAGGGGCUAUAUAGGAGUCAGUUUUGUCGCAUCCCUUCCUGUCGCGAAAUCUAUUAUCUCAGUUAUUACUAAAUAGAUUUGAUUCAAACUUAAAAUAGAUGUUUCACCUUAUCACCCGCAUCAUAUGACACAAGGUGCAUUACUCUUACACCAAUUUUUCAUGAAUUAUGCCCCCUUUUACUUUGAAUUUAAGGUUACUUUUGAUGCAUUUUUGCUAUAUCUCAGUUAUUACCAAGUGGACUUGAUUCAGACUUAAAAUAGAUGUUCCACCUUGUCACCCACAUCAUGUGACACAAGGUACAUAACUCUGACACCAAUUUUUAGCUCACCAGAGCCAAAGGCUCAGGGUGAGCUAUUAGGAUCACUCACUGUCUGGCGUCCGUCGUCUGUCGUCCGUAAACUUUUAAUUUAAACGACAUCUCCUCAUAAACCGCUAGGCCAAUUUCAUUCAAACUUCACAGAAAUGUUCCUUGGGUGAAGCUCUACAAAAAUUUUUCAAAGAAUUGGAUUCCAUGCAGAACUCUGGUUGCCAUGGCAACCGAAAGGAAAAAUCUUCUUCUCAAAAACCAGAGGCCCUAGAGCUUAGAUAUUUGGUAUGAAGCAUUGCCUAGUGGACCUCUUCCAAAUUUGUUCAAAUCAUGACCCGGGGUCAAAAUUGACCUUGUCCCAGGGGUCACUUGAUUUUACAUAGGACAAUCUUAAAAAAUCUUCUCAAAAAGCAGAAGCCCUAGAGCUUAGAUAUUUGACAUGUAGCAUUGCCUAAUGGACCUCUACUAAAAUUAUUCAAAUCAUGACCCGGGGGUCAAAAUUGGCCCCGCCCCAGGGGUCACUUGAUUUUGCAUAGAUUUCUUUAGGAAAAUCUUCAAAAAAUUUUAAAAAAUAAACCAGAAGAGCUAGAGCUAAGAUAUUUGACAUGUAGCAUUGCCUAGUGGACUUCUACAAAAUUUAUUCAAAUCAUGACCCCCGGGUCAAAAUUGACCCCCCAAGGGGUCACUUGAUUUUACAUAGGAAAAUCUUCAAAAAAUUUCUAAAAAUAAACCAGAAGGCAUAGAUCUUAGAUAUUUGACUUGUAGCAUUGCCUAGUGGACUUCUACAAAAUUUGUUCAAAUCAUGACCCCUGGGGUCAAAUUGACCCCACCCCAUGGGGUUACUUGAUUGUACAUAGAAAAAUCUUCAAAAUUUUCUAAAAAUAAACCGGAAGGCCUAGAGCUUAGAUCUUUGACAUGUAGCAUUGCCUAGUGGACCUCUACAAAAUUUAUUCAAAUCAUGACCCCCAGGGUCAAAUUGACCCCGCCCCAGGGGUCACUUGAUUUUACAUAGGACAGGCUGUCUAGCGUCCCUAAAAUUCCUACUUUUUCCUAUUUUUUUUCAAUUUGGCUAAAAUUCCUAUUUUUUUUUAAAAAAUCAAAGGAAAUUCCUAAAAAGGCCCUAUUGUUUCACAAAGAUUCCUAAUUUUUUAACUUUUUUGCAAUGAUCAAAAAGAGAAAAUGUUUUAAAUGUUGUUUAAAAGUUCUUCUAAUUCAGAAAAAAACAAUUUAGCACAGUUCAAAACAGUGCAAAGCUAGGAGACAUCUUUUCUGUAAAUAAAGCACUAUUUCUGAGUUACUUUUAUGUCAAUCACAUAAAGGUAAGCACAUUACAUGGUCUUUAAAGUCCAUAUUUUGAUUUGAAAAUUCCUAAAUUUAGCCCUAAAAUUUCCUUAAAAUUGUACCAAAUUCCUAAUUUUAGCCCUAUUUUUUUUUGUACAAAUUGCCCUAAAAUUAGCCCUAAUUUUUUGUCAGGGUAUGCUAGACAGCCUGAUAGGAAAAUUUUCAAAAAUUUUCUUAAAAUAAACCAGAAGGCCUAGAGCUUAGAUAUUUGACUUGUAGCAUUGCCUAGUGGACCUCUACAAAAUUUGUUCAAAUCAUGACCCCGGGGUCAAAUUGACCCCGCCCCAGGGGUCACUUGAUUUUACAUAGGAAAAUCUUCAAAAAUUUUCUAAAAAUAAACCAGAACGCCUAGAUCUUAUAUAUUUGACAUGUAAGCAUUGCCUAAUGGACCUCUACAAAAAAUUUUCAAAUCAUGACCCCUGGUGUCAAAAUUGGCCCCGCCCCAGGGGUCACUUGAUUUUACAUAGGAAAAUCUUCAAAAGGUUUUUAAAAAUAAACCAGAAGGCCUAGAGCUUAGAUAUUUGACAUGUAGCUUUGCCUAGUGGACCUCUACAAAAUUUGUUCAAAUCAUGACCCCCGGGUCAAAAUUGACCCCCCAGGGGUCACUUGAUUUUACGUAGGAAAAUCUUCAAAAAAUUUCUAAAAAUAAACCAGAAGGUCUAGAGCUUAGAUAUUUGACUUGUAGCAUUGCCUAGUGGACCUCUACAAAAUUUGUUCAAAUCAUUACCCCCGGGAUCAAAAUGACCCAGCCCCAGGGGUUACUUGAUUGUACAUAGGGAAGAUUUCAUAAAUUUGCUAAAAAUAAACUAGAAGGCCUAGAUCUUAGAUAUUUGAUAUGUAACAUUGCCCAGUAGACUUCUACAAACAUUGUUCAAAUCAUGACUCCCGGGGUAAAAUUGGCCCUGCCCCAGGGUUUACUUGAUUGUACAUUGGAAAAUCUUCCAAAAAAUUUCUAAAAAUCAUCAAUUUGACAUUUGAAAUAUGUAGCUCAUAUUUCUUUGGUGAGCGAUCAGGGUCAUGAUGAUCAGGGUCAUCAUGACCCUCUUGUUCAUGAAUUAUGCCCCAUUUUACUUAGAAUUUAAGGUUAAUUUUGAUGCAUUUUCACUAUAUCAUUCUGAUUGGGUCAGAGCCAAAGGGAAGUAACCUUUUUUUAUCUUUUGUACUGAGUUACUUCCUCUUAAAUUCCAAGAAUUAGUCUAUUUUUAGAAAUUCUAUUUUUAGAUUUUCAAUAUUUUAGGUAUUUUUCUAACUUUUUUGUUAUUAGUCCUAUGUAAAAAGUAAAUAUAUUUUUCUGUGUGUCGGUAAGAUACUUUUUUGUAUUCAUUUUUAGUGUAUCUCUAAUAUCAGAGAUUUUUAUAUUUACCUCAUCCCUCAUCCUGAGCACAUAAAAAAAAAAUUAUACUACAUGUAGUAUUACUUGUAUGUGCCGCGGAAGCCUAGGAUGAAGUACUCCAAAGACAAGUAAAAAAAAUUUUAAGUAUGAAGUUUUUUUUACUUUAUAUUAUUCGUUAUUAUGAGUAACUUUAAAAUUUCUUAUGGUUGCCAUUCUUCUGUGACAAGGCCAUAUUGUGGGGGUAUAAGUCACUCCUGUGACAGUUCUAGUUGAUUUUGUAUGUAUAUUGUAUUACCCAGGAUUUCAACAAAGUCAGCAUUGACAGAAAACGUUAGAUAUUUUUGUUGUUUAAAUAGAAAAUGUGAACCAGUAUGUAUUUUGUAAACUUUUUUAUAACUUGUCUGCAGCAUUUUGUUUGAUCUCAUUUUAGAAUUGUUGUGUCCUUUUUGUUUGCAAUUUUUCAAACUUUGUACUUUUUGUCAUUUUUAAAAAAAAAAAAAAAACUGUGCAGCUUUUAGUUAAUAACAUAUUGUAAAAAAAUAAUUUCAGUGAAUAUCUUACAAUGCUUAUAAAAAUAUUUCUGGAUUUAUAGGAAAUUUCGAAACACUCCAAAACUAUAGACAAGAGAAAUGUUAGGUAUUGCAACAUUGUUGUUCCUCAAGAACCACAUAAUUAUGUGAGUUUAAGCACAAAAACUUUUAUUAUGAAAGUUUCACUGCAGUUCACCAUUUUGUUUAUUCUUGUUUUGUUUUGUUUUAAAAACUAAAAAGGAAACUGAUGACUUAGUUUUUUUUCCAUCUCCAGAAAGUGUUCAAAACUGAUGUACAAGAUGUUUGAAGAACAGCUUUGAUAUGUUGCUUUCAACUUCUAUAGCGUUGUUACUGAUUCUUGUAGUAUAAUCAUGUAACUUUGUUCAGUAAGUCAGUCUGAAUUGAAUUUCUGUGCUUUUUAGAUUUUUGAAAAUCUUGUUAAAUUUUGAUGUACCAUUCCAUUAUAAAAUUGUCCUCCUAAAAAUUAAACAUAUUUUACUUGUUUAUUUUUGUACAGUUGCUACGUUCAUUGAAUACCCAUUGUCUGCAUAAAACUUACAUGCAAAUUUUGUAUUAAGGUUGCCUAUUUUAUGUUGAAACUUGAAUUGCAUAAUAUUAUCAUUUGUAUUAAAUAUUUGUACAAAAGUUGACAUGUUUGGAGGGACCAUAUUGUAGAACAGAGUUUAAUGAAACUUGAUUGCAAAGUUUUCCAGACUGAUAAACUUGGUGAAAUACAUAUUGUUUAUGAUCAACUAAGUGAACUAGUAAGUUUUCAAGAUAUCCUUAGUUAACUACAUAGUUUUUCUUAUGAACUAGAGAGUAUUUAUGAUGAACUAAACAGAGUAUCUAUGAUAACUAAGUGAACUACAAGGUAUUUACGAUGAAUUAAGUGAAUUACAGAUAUGAUGAACUGAGUAACUACAGAGGUUUAUUUAUGAUGAACUUAGUAACUGCAGAGUGUUUAUGGUGAACUAAAUGAAUUGCAGAGUUUUAAUGAUGAUUUAAGUGCACUACAGAUUGAUUAUGAUAAGCUUAGUGAAUAAGAGAGUUUUUAGCUCAUCUGAUUUUUUGAAAAAAAAUGAUGAGUUAUUGUCAUCACUUGAGCGGUUGUCGGCGUCGGCGUCGGCGUCUGCGUCGGCGUUGCCUGGUUAAGUUUUAUGUUUAGGUCAGCUUUUCUCCUAAACUAUCAAAGCUAUUGCUUUGAAACUUGGAAUACUUGUUCACCAUCAUAAGCUGACCCUGUAUAGCAAGAAACAUAACUCCAUCUUGCUUUUUGCAAGAUUUAUGGCCCCUUUUGUACUUAGAAAAUAUCAGAUUUCUUGGUUAAGUUUUAUGUUUAGGUCAACUUUUCUCCUAAACUAUCAAAGCUAUUGCUUUGAAACUUGGAAUACUUGUUCACCAUCAUAAGCGGACCCUGUACAUCAAGAAACAUAACUCCAUCUUGCUUUUUGCAAGAUUUAUUGCCCCUUUUGGACUUAGAAAAUCAGUUUUCUUGGUUAAGUUUUAUGUUUAGGUCAGCUUUUAUCCUAAACUAUCAAAGCUAUUGCUUUAAAACUUGCAACACUUGUUCACCAUCAUAAGUUGACCCUGUAUAGCAAGAAACAUAACUCCGUCCUGCUUUUUGCAAGAUUUAUGGCCCCUUUUGGACUUAGAAAAUAUCCGAUUUCUUGGUUAAGUUUUAUGUUUAGGUCAACUUUUUCUCUUAAACUAUCAAAGCUAUUGCUUUGAAACUUGCAACUCUUGUUCACCAUCAUAAGCUGACCCUGUACAGCAAGCAACAUAACUCCAUCCUGCUUUUUGCAAUAAUUAUUGCCCCUUUUGGACUUAGAAAAUCAUUUUCUUGGUUGAGUAUUAUGUUUAAGUCAACUUUUCUCAUAAACUAUCAAAGCUAUUGCUUUAAAACUUGCAACAGUUUUUCACCAUCAUAAGUGGACACUGUACAUCAAGAAACAUAACUCUAUCUUGCUUUUUGCAAGAAUGAUGGCCCUUUUUAGACUUAGAAAAUCAUGGGUAGGACAAUAUUUCUAUUACACAAAAAAAAUCAGAUGAGCGUCAGCACCCGCAAGGCGGUGCUCUUGUUUUAUGAUGAACUAAUUGAACUUCAGAGUGUUUAUGAUGAACUUAAGAUAUUGAAAGAGGUCUGACUCUGCCCUGCAUCUUGUUAUUUAGUCUGUAGUAUCCACAUUUUUGAAGCAGUCUUAAUCAAACUUGAACACAAUGUAAACGUUCAUCGAUUGUUAGUCAAGUUUGAUAACCAAUCAAAUCUGAUAAUUAGGUCAGAAGUUAUGGCCCUUUAUUUAUUAAUCACAUGCUAUGUCUGACCAUGUUUACACUUUUAUUUCUUCAUACUAAAUUAUGUUUAAAUGGAAUGUUACUCUAAAAUCUAGAAUUCCAUUGUAUUUUGUAAGUGGGUCACUUUCGUAAAAAAAACAGGUCACUAGGUCAAAUUAUUGAAAAUCUUAGUAAAUGGUUUACCUGAUGUACAUAAAACAUGGUUACAAUGAUUGUCUCUAUGAGAUUAGAUACUAGGAACUAGGCCAGGUGUGCAAUACAGGACCUCCAGGGCAUUCUUAUUAGUGCAUCUCUGCUCUGUAUGAAACAGUUCAUCAUAAAACUUAUAACACAGAAUGAAUAAAAUGAUGAAUAACCAUGUAUAUAGUGUGUUAGAUUAUAAUAGAAUUUAGCAAACUUUUACUAUGGACUCUAAAAAUAUCAGUUCAGUAAUAUUCAUUUUUUUACUGUAUAUGUUCUACUUGUUCAUCUUACAGCAAUCUUGAAAAUACCAUGAGAGUAGGAUAAAACCAAGUCAGUUUGACUUUAAAGCUAGGAGUAUGAUUUCAAUGUUAUUUAUAGAUAUUUUGUUUGUUUUGUUGCUGCUUUUAUGUGGAUGUCGAAAUAUAAUGUAUUGAUAGACUAAAUGGUAAAUUGUGUAUCGUCAUAGAUGCACUUUAAAAAGUACAACCAUUCAAAAUGGUGUUUUUAACUUGAGAAAUGUCUUUUAAAAUUGGUUUACUUUGUAAUAUUUUCACAUGUUUUUAAGAAAUAUUUAAAGCAAUAUUUCUGUAAAAGGAGAAGAAUUUAUAAGUUUGUCCAACAUUUUAUUUUUCUAAAUGAGCAUAUCAAGUAGUUGCCUGGUAAACCCAAUAUAGUCUGGGCCCACUUAAAAGGGAAUAUGCAACACUUGGUAAACCAUUAAAACUGUUGAAAACUUAAACUGUUAAACAUAUAAUUAAAUUUCAAGAGAAGUCCAGCAAACAAUCAUUUAACAGUUUUAAGUCUGAACAAUGACUUUCAGACUUAAAAUGACGAAAAGUAUGGGCCGGAUGGUUUUCAGUUUGAUUUUGACAAGUCUAUUUGCAAAAGAUAACAAGGCUAAGUUUGGACCAGUCUCAAAAAAGCUUUUGAUUUGUUUUUAAUGCUUCUUGUUUGUCUCUAAAUUUGGUACUGUAAAUUGUGGUCAUGAGCCUGAGUUUCUUUAUGUAUAAAAGAAAUAUAUAAUUGACUAUAAUACAAAUAAUUGAAUCUAGACAUAAUUUUAAUGUAACGAAUGGUGUGUAUUUGAGGAAGGUACAGUGAAACCUGCUUUAAGAGACCACUUAAGGGAGCGCAAAAAACUGGUCUCAUAAGACAGGUGGUUUUUUAAUCAGGUUCAAUCUAUGUGAAAUGCUCUAUAGAAGGACCUAAAAUUAAUGGUCUUAUAACACAGGUUUUUGCUUAAUACAGGUGGUCUCGCAGGAGUCUAUUUUAUUUGUUUAUGUUCCAACAUUUAUGUAAUGGAUGGAUAUGAGUGAACCAGUAAUAUAGUUUAUCUUAAUUGUUUAUGAGUGUCCAAGCAUUUGUUUUUGUAAAUGGUGGAUAUGUGUUUACCACAAAUACAGUUUAUUUUGCUUGUUUAUGAGUGUUCCAGCAGUUAAAAGUUUAUGUAAAUUGGUGGAUUUGUGUUUUCCACAAAUACAGUUUAUUUUGCUUGUUUAUGAGUGUUCUAGCAGUAAACGUUUAUGUAAAUGGUGGAUACAUGUUUACCACAAAUACAGUUUAUUUUGCUUGUUUAUGAGUGUUCUAGCAGUAAAUGUUUAUGUAAAUUUGUGGAUUUGUGUUUUCCACAAAUACAGUUUAUUUUGCUUGUUUAUGAGUGUUCUAGCAGUAAACGUUUAUGUAAAUGGUGGAUACAUGUUUACCACAAAUACAGUUUAUUUUGCUUGUUUAUGAGUGUUCUAGCAGUAAACGUUUAUGUAAAUGGUGGAUACAUGUUUACCACAAAUACAGUUUAUUAUGUCUCCCCCAGGAGACAUAUUGUUUUUGCCCUGUCCGUCCGUCCGUCCUUCCGUCCGUCCGUCCGUACGUCACACUUCAUUUCCGGGCAAUAACUGGAGAACCAUUUGACCUAGAACCUUCAAACUUUAUGGGGUUGUAGGGCUGCUGGAGUAGACGACCCCUAUUGUUUUUGGGGUCACUCUGUCAAAGGUCAAGGUCACAGAGGCCUGAACAUUGAAAACCAUUUCCGAUCAAUAACUAGAGAACCACUUGACCCAGAAUGUUGAAACUUCAUAGGAUGAUUGGUCAUGAAAAGUAGAUGACCCCUAUUGAUUUUGGGGUCACUCCGUCAAAGGUCAAGGUCACAGGGGCCUGAACAUUGAAAACCAUUUCCGAUCAAUAACUAGAGAACCACUUGACCCAGAAUGUUGAAACUUCAUAGGAUGAUUGGUCAUGAAGAGUAGAUGAUCCCUAUUGAUUUUGGGGUCACUCUGUCAAAGGUCAAGGUCACAGGGGCCUGAACAUUGAAAACCAUUUCCGAUCAAUAACUGGAGAAUCACUUCACCCAGAAUGUUGAAACUUCAUAGGAUGAUUGGUCAUGAAGAGUAGAUGACCCUUAUUGAUUUUGGGGUCACUCCAUCAAAGGUCAAGGUCACAGGGGCCUGAACAUGGAAAACCAUUUCCGAUCAAUAACUGGAGAACCACUUGACCCAGAAUGUUGAAACUUCUUAGGAUGAUUGUACAUGCAAAGUAGAUGACCCCUAUCGAUUUUGGGGUCACUCCAUUAAAGGUCAAGGUCACAGGGGCCUGAACAUUGAAAACCAUUUCCGGUCAGUAACUUGAGAACCACUUGACCCAGAAUGUUGAAACUUAAUAGGAUGAUUGGUCAUGCAGAGUAGAUGACCCCUAACGAUUUUGGGGUCACUCUGUGAAAGGUCAAGGCCACAGGGGCCUGAACAUUGAAAACCAUUUCCGGUCAGUAACUUGAGAACCACUUGACCCAGAAUGAUGAAACUUCAUAGGAUGAUUGGUCAUGCAGAGUAGAUGACCCCUAACGAUUUUGGGGUCACUAUUAAAGGUCAAGGCCACAGGGGCCUGAACAUGGAAAACUAUUUCCAAUCAAUAACUUGAGAACCUCUCAACCCAGAAUGUUGAAACUUCAUAGGAUGAUUGUUCAUACAGAGUAAAUGACCCCUAUUGUUUUUGGGAUCACUCCGUUAAAGGUCAAGGUCACAGGGGCCUGAACAUUGAUAACCAGUUCCGAUCAAUAACUUGAGAACCACUUGACCCAGAAUGUUGAAACUUCAUAGGAUGAUUGAACAUGCAGAGUAGAUGACCCCUAUUGAUUUUGGAGUCAGUCAAUUAAAGGUCAAGGUCACAGUGGCCUGUUCAUGUAAAAUCAUUUUUUGGAAAUAACUUGAGAACCACUUGACCUACAAUGUUGAAACUUAAUAGGAUGAUUGGACAUUCAGAGUACAGUUAAACACCGCUCGCUCGAGGUCGCAAGGGGAUGAGCAAAAUGCUCGAGUUAUCCAUGGUUUCGAGCGACCCAAACAUUGACCAACAUACGAAGAAAAUCGAAGUUUGUUUUACCAAUUGUCAUCGAGACCAUUUGCAGAGGAAACGGUGAUGCGCAAUAAUAACACACUCGUGACAUUUUCAAAAAACGUAUUACAAACGUUAUUUAUGAUAGAUCGUAUAAAUGGCACAUGUGAAGAAACAGCUAAGACAUUCCAUUUUUUUAUUGAAAUACUGUAAUCGAAUUCGCAAUUUUCUUCUCCAAAUUAAGAUUUCAUAAUUAUCGUCUCAAUUUUUUAUGAAAAGGCUAUCUUAUUUCCUUUAUUUGCAUGCAAACAACUGUUAAUUAAAAUAUUAAAAUCUCAUAAUUAUUUUCUCGAUCCCGCAGAAAAAAAAGUAAUAAAAAAAAAUAUUAAUUAAUAACAAUUUUGAUCAAUAAAAUUUUCUUUCACCUUUCAUCAAUAAUUAAUCUCAUUAUUAGAUCAAAUAUACCGACAAACAAACAUUUAAGAUAGUCGGGGAAUAGACCAUGCAAUUCUCACGACGUGCGAAAAUUUUAAAUUAACCGAUGCAUUUUGAUCGCCGAAGGUGUGAAAAAUUUUGACACCUCUUGCUCGAGUUUGCCAUAAGCAACAAAGAGUAAAUUAAUACACAGGGACCAGGUGUCAUGCUCGAGCGAUCGAGUUAUCGAUGCUCGACCCAGCCAUGGUAAUUUCACAUAGAAAAUAGAAGGAAAUUGGCCGGGACCACAUGAAUUGCUCGAGCGAGCCCGGGUGCUCGAGUCAUCGAUGCUCGAGCGAGCGGUGUUUCACUGUAGAUAACCCCUAUUUAUUUUGAGGUCACUUGAUCAAAGGUCAAUGUCACAGGAGCCUGAACAGUGACUUGAGAACCACUAGGCCCAGAGUGUUGAAAUUUAGCGGGAUGACUGGACAUGCCAAGUAGAUGAUCCCUAUUGCAGCCAACCAUCAGUGUCUCUUUGACUUUCGCUCCUGACCCCUAUUGACUUCUUGCCUAUAGGACUUUGCAUUUGGGGAGACAUGCGCUUUUUUACAAAAGCAUUUUCUAGUUUUGCUUGUUUAUGAGUGUUCUAGCAGUAAACGUUUAUGUAAAUUUGUGGAUUUGUGUUUUCCACAAAUACAGUUUAUUUUGCUUGUUUAUGAGUGUUCUAGCAGUAAACGUUUAUGUAAAUUUGUGGAUUUGUGUUUUCCACAAAUACAGUUUAUUUUGCUUGUUUAUGAGUGUUCUAGCAGUAAACGUUUAUGUAAAUUUGUGGAUUUGUGUUUUCCACAAAUACAGUUUAUUCUGCUGGUUUAUGAGUGUUCUAGCGGUAAAUGUUUAUGUAGUUCUGAAAACUGAAAAGAGUUUAAGAUCAAUAAUGUAUGAGCCUUUUUUUAGGGUGAUUGCCAUCUUCAUUAGAUUACCUCUUGUUUUCUGAGACAAGUUGGGGUCAAAUUGACUGAGAAUGGUUUCUGGUCAAUAAUAAGAGAAUGCAUGGGCCUACAGGGGUCAAAUCUUAUAGGAUGAUUACAUGUUGUCAUUUGAUGACCCUUAUUGUUCAUUGAAGUUCAUUGUUUUUUCUUCAUUUAUGAGGUCUGAAGCUACAGACUUUGAGACUGAAAAUUGCAUGUCUAGUUUCUGCCAGCAGGCCAUCAAUUGUUGGGGAUGGAGCAUAUUUGUUUUGCCAACAGCUUUUGUUUUACUUGUUUCUGAGUGUUCCAGUAUAAUGCAGUAUUUCAGUGUACACAUACUGGUGGUACUGCUCAUAAGAGUGUUCCAGUGCAGCUGCAUUAUUCUAGUUUCCAAUUACUGGUGCUGUUCAUUCUAGUGUAACUGCUAUAUCUGAGUGUACAUGUACCAGUGGUACUGUUCAUCCAAGUGUUCCAGAGUAACUGCAAUAUCUGAGUGUACAUGUGCCAGUGGUACUGUUCAUCCAAGUGUUCCAGAGUAACUGCAAUAUCUGAGUGUACAUGUGCCAGUGGUACUGUUCAUCCAGGUGUUCCAGAGUAACUGCUAUAUCUGAGUGUACAUGUGCCAGUGGUACUGUUCAUCCAGGUGUUCCAGAGUAACUGCUAUAUCUGAGUGUACAUGUACCAGUGGUACUGUUCAUCCAGGUGUUCCAGAGUAACUGCUAUAUCUGAGUGUACAUGUACCAGUGGUACUGUUCAUCCAAGUGUUCCAGAGUAACUGCAAUAUCUGAGUGUACAUGUACCAGUGGUACUGUUCAUCCAAGUGUUCCAGAGUAACUGCAAUAUCUGAGUGUACAUGUGCCAGUGGUACUGUUCAUCCAAGUGUUCCAGAGUAACUGCAAUAUCUGAGUGUACAUGUGCCAGUGGUACUGUUCAUCCAGGUGUUCCAGAGUAACUGCUAUAUCUGAGUGUACAUGUGCCAGUGGUACUGUUCAUCCAAGUGUUCCAGAGUAACUGCAAUAUCUGAGUGUACUGUUCAUCCAGGUGUUCCAGAGUAACUGCUAUAUCUGAGUGUACAUGUACCAGUGGUACUGUUCAUCCAAGUGUUCCAGAGUAACUGCAAUAUCUGAGUGUACAUGUACCAGUGGUACUGUUCAUCCAGGUGUUCCAGUGUAACUGCAAUAUCUUGAGUGUACAUGUACCAGUGGUACUGUUCAUCCAGGUGUUCCAGAGUAACUGCAAUAUCUGAGUGUACAUGUACCAGUGGUACUGUUCAUCCAGGUGUUCCAGAGUAACUGCAAUAUCUGAGUGUACAUGUACCAGUGGUACUGUUCAUCCAGGUGUUCCAGAGUAACUGCAAUAUCUGAGUGUACAUGUGCCAGUGGUACUGUUCAUCCACGUGUUCCAGAGUAACUGCAAUAUCUGAGUGUACAUGUACCAGUGGUACUGUUCAUCCAGGUGUCCCAGUGUAACUGCAAUAUCUGAGUGUACAUGUACCAGUGGUACUGUUCAUCCAAGUGUUCCAGAGUAACUGCAAUAUCUGAGUGUACAUGUACCAGUGGUACUGUUCAUCCAAGUGUUCCAGAGUAACUGCAAUAUCUGAGUGUACAUGUACCAGUGGUACUGUUCAUCCAGGUGUUCCAGAGUAACUGCAAUAUCUGAGCCACAUGUACCAGUGGUACUGUUCAUCCAAGUGUUCCAGAGUAACUGCUAUACCUGAGUGUACAUGUACUCGUUACUGUAUUUGAGUGUUCUAGUGUGAUUGUUUAUUAUUACACAACCAGGGAGAGAGCUCAUCUUACUUGUUUUUGCAAAGUGUGUUAUAUUACAGGUGCAAUGAGCAAAGCCAGUGUAUAUGUCUGUCUAUAGUUACACAUUAAUUUAUUGAUUUUUAGCUCAACUAUUCAAAGAAUAGGUAGAGCUAUUGGACUCACCCAUGCGUCUGCGUCCGCGUCCCGAUUUGGUUAAGUUUUUGUAUGUAAGCUGGUAUCUCAGUAACCACUUGUGGGAAUGGAUUGAAACUUCACAUACUUAUUCACAGUGAUAAACUGACUUACAUUGCACAGGUUCCAUAACUCUAUUUUGCUUUUUUACAAAAUUAUGGUCCUUUUUCGACUUAGAAUUUUUAUGCCCCCGAAGGGAGGCAUAUAGUUUUUGAACCGUCUGUCUGUCUGUCGGUCUGUCAGUCUGUCGGUCUGUCCGCAAUUUUCGUGUCUGGUCCAUAUCUUUGUCAUUGAUGGAUGGAUUUUCAAAUAACUUGGCAUGAAUGUGUACCACAGUAAGACGACGUGCAGUGCACAAGACCCAGGUCCGUAGCUUAAAGGUCAAGGUCACACUUAGAAGUUAAAGGAUAGUGCAUUGAUGAGCGUGUCCGGUCCAUAUCUUUGUCAUCGAUGGAUGGAUUUUCAAAUAACUUGGCAUGAAUGUGUACCACAGUAAGACGACGUGCAGUGCGCAAGACCCAGGUCCGUAGCUCAAAGGUCAAGGUCACACUUAGACUUUAAAGGAUAGUGCAUUGAUGGGCGUGUCCGGUCCAUAUCUUUGUCAUCGAUGGAUGGAUUUUCAAAUAACUUGGCAUAAAUAUGUACCACAGUAAGACGACGUGUCAUGCGCAAGACCCAGGUUCGUAGCUCAAAGGUCAAGGUCACACUUGGUGUUAAAGGAUAGUGCAUUGAUGGGCGUGUCCGGUCCAUAUCUUUGUCAUUGAUGGAUGGAUUUUCAAUUAACUUGGCAUGAAUGUGUACCACAGUAAAACGAUGUGUCACACGCAAGACCCAGGUCCGUAGCUCAAAGGUCAAGGUCACACUUAGACGUUAAAGAUCAUUUUUCAUGAUAGUGCAUUGAUGGGCAUGUCCGGUCCAUAUCUUUGUCAAUCAUGCAUGGAUUUUAAAAUAACUAUGCAUGAAUGUGUGACACAGUAAGACAAUGUGUCGCGCGCAAGACCCAGCUCCGUAGGUCAAAGGUCCUAAACUCUUAACAUCGGCCAUAACUAUUCAUUCAAAGUGCCAUCGGGGGCAUGUGUCAUCCUACGGAGACAGCUCUUGUUUGGUUAAGGUUUAUAUGUAAGCUGGUAUCUCAGUAACCACUAAUGGGAAUGGAUUGAGACUUCACACACUUGUUCACUGUGAUGAUCUGAUAUGCAUUGCACAGGUUCCAUAAGUCUACUUUGCAUAUUUACAAAAUUAUGCCCCUUUUUCGACUUAGCAGUUUUUGGUUAAGUUUUUGUAUGUAACUGGUAUCUAAGUACAUACUAUUGGGAAAACCACUUGUGGGAAUGGAUUGAAACUUCACAUACUUGUUCACUGGGAUGAUCUGACAUGCAUUGCACAGGUUUCUUAACUCUAUUUUACUGUUUUUUUACAAAAUUAUGCCCCUUUUUCGACUUAGCAGUUUUUGGUUAAGUUUUUGUAUGUAAGCUGGUAUCUCAGUACAUACUGUUGGGAAAACAACUUGUGGGAAUGGAUUAAAACUUCACAUACUUGUUCACUGGGAUGAUCUGACAUGCAUUGCACAGGUUUCUUAACUCUAUUUUGCUUUUUUUACAAAAUUAUGCCCCUUUUUUGACUUAGAAAAUUUUGGUUAAGGUUUUGUAACAUAACUCUCAGCACCAGCUUAUGGGAAUGAAUUGAAAUUUCAUACAGUUGUCUGUCAUGAGCUGAUAUGCAUUGUAAAGGUUUCUUAACCCUAUCUUGCAGUUUUACAAAAUUAUGCCCCGUUUUGGACUUUUAAUAUUCAUUCAAUUGACAAGGCUGUUGAAUAGUCGAGCGUUGCUGUCCUCUGACAGCUCUUGUUUCUUUAACACUUACCAGUUACAGAAAUUGUCUGUUUUGACACCCUUGUAAUUGUUUAACCUUUAGCCUGCUGGUGGCAAGAGAUUCAGCCUCUGUGAUAUCAUGCAGUCUGAUCAUGGUCUGCACUGUUCACUAUUCAGUCAGUAAAUUUUCACUUACCAUUCCUUCGAAUGAUAAGUGGUACCGAAGGAAUGAUAAAUGGUACUGCCCAAAUUGAAUGAUGGAACAGACCGUUUUAGAAAUUUAGCAGGGUAAAAGUUAGUUCUGAAGUAUUUCAGUGUAUAUGUACCAGUGGUGCAGUUCAUAAGGGUGAUUUAGUAUGACUGCAGUAUUUGAGUAAUCAUUUACCUUUGUCAUUUUUUGCAUCCCUGCAAUUGUUUUAACUUUAUAUCAACAUGGUAGUAGUUAUAUUGUGUUGUUAUAAGAUGUUGUGUUUACCUCAAGUUCCUGAGCCUAGUUGCUCAUGAUUUGGUACAUAGUAGGAGUUGGUCUUUCUUUAAUGCAGCUUUGAAAAUUUUUAAUGUGAGAAAAUUAGAAAUUAAUUCUCUGCAUGUGUAAAAUACGUUGUGCCUUUGGACUUAAAUAUAUCAUGUUUACAUAAUCUUUGUCAUAAUGGAAAUGUUCAUAUAAGUGUUGUCAUGUUAAAAAGACUAUGCAACAUUGCAUGGGAAUCCGUAUUUGAAAGUUAUUAACUUUGUUAUGUUCAGCUGAAUUGUUAGAAAGAACAGUAAGAGUCUAUGUUGCUUUCAGGUUGCAUUAUGACACAGUUCUAGACUGCACUAUAAUUUUCUCAAGUACUGCCCAUAUUUUCAUCAAACUAGCCUUAAUAGGGUGGGGGGCAGACACGUUUUGUUUUAAGGUCAGCUUGGUACCACAAAGGUCAAGAUGACUUGGAUCAGAUAGUGUUGGUAAGUAUUUGAUGACAACAUUACCUAUUUGACAGUUUCUUCUUACUGACUAUCAGUACUGUUAUCAACUUCAUAUCAAGGGCAGUUUUGGCUUUUGGAACAAAGGUAAAGGUCACUAGAGAAACUUCUAUAUUCAUUAAAUUUUUGUUGUCAUUCUUUUUAUCACAUGCUUAUGUUAAUCCGUAUUGUUUCUGGGCAUCCCUUUACACCCCAUUCCCCCCACACGCAUCCUUGAAGCAAAAGUGAGAAAAAAAAAUCUUGACAUAUUUCAUUUUGAUUGAACAGUGUUUUGUGAUUGUCCAUAUUUUUUGUGCCCCCUUUGAAAGAAGAGUGGGAAUAUUGUUUUGCUUAUUACUUAUUCCUCCUUGGUAGGUAUACCAUUUUGUUUCUUAUCAAUAACUAGAGAGUAUCUGGUUCGGCAAUAAUCAUUUAAUGAUUACCUGUGCUCAGUAGAUGACCGAUAUUAUUUUUGGGGUCAGUGAGUCAAAGGUUAAGAUCACAGUGACCUUGAGACUGCUCAUUGACUAAUGUAUUUUUAGCCUACAGUUGGCAAACUUCAUAGGAUGAUUGCCUGUAAUGCUUAGGUGACCCCUAUUUUUGAGGGUUUAUAGGUCGGAUGUCAAGGUCACAGUGGCAUCAAGUUUGAAAAUGGUUUCCACUCAGUAGCUAAUGGAAGUUUUAGCCUACAGUUGUCAGGCUUUAUAGGAUAACUGUCUAAUGACCCCUUGUCUUUUUUGCAAUUAGGAGGUCAAAGUUCAAGGUCACAGUGAUCUUGAGACUGAAAACAGUUUUUGCUGAAUAACUUAUUCUUAUUGGCCUUAAGUCGUCAAACUUCUUAGGGUAAUUGUGUUUGGUAGAUGACGUUGUUGUAUUACAAGUGAUUAGGACAAAGGUUAAGGUCUUAGUGAUCUCAGAACUGAAAGGCCAUUACUGGGGGCAUACAUACAUGUUUUAAAAACAGCUCUUUAUUUCUUAAAACCAAUUCUUUCCACUCAGAGGGGCCGCCAGUGUUGAGUGGCCAAGAUUGCUUACUUUGAAUUACUUGCUCCUCACCUUUGUGGGUUUGAGCCUUUUCAUGUUAGGAAGCCAUCCAGCUGCCUUAAGGAAGGUUAGUGGUUCUAUUCAGGUGCCUGCCUGUUAUGAAAUAAUGUGCUGAGGGGCACCUUGGGCCUUUCUCCAUAUGACCUAUGAUUGUGUCGGUGUGACGUUAAAUCAACGAAAAAUGUCCUCCCCGAACCCUGUCCUGAUACACACAGGUCAAGGUCACAGUAAUUUUGGGACCGGAACUAUUUUCUGCUUAAUAACUAAAAAGGCUUUGGCCUACAAUGUUCAAACAGUAUAGGAUGAUUGCUUUUGUCCAGUAGAUGACCAGUAUUGUGUUUUGGGUUAGUAGGUCAAAAUUCAAGGUCACAGUGACUUCAGAAAUGGUUUCAGCUCAAUUAGUAAAGAACUUGUUUGCAUACUGCUUCCAGAGUUGAUAGGAGGAUUGCAUAGUAGAUAGUCAGUAGAUGAACGCUAUUUUUUAUGGGUCAGCAGGUCAGGAAAAUAUUUACCUUUUUUAUUGAAUGAAAACAGUUUUCGCUAAAUAACUAAUGAAUGCUUGUGCUUACUGCUUUCUUGUGCUUUCUGCUCUUUAACUCCAUAAAAUUAUUGCCAGUUUGAGAUAUAAAACUGUUUUUUAUCAAUAAAUAGAGAAUGCUUGGACCAAUGACAUUCAAAAUUUAUAUGCCUGUAGUCAGCCCUUGUUGUUUUCAAGGUUUGCAGUUCUAAGGUCAAGGCCUGCCAUACUUGACCAGCCGUCAUUGGCAAUAUAUGUGUUUUUCAAACAGCUCUUGAUUUUUUGUAGGUGUAUUUUCAUCAUUUACCUUUAUACUAAGUCUGCAGUGUGCACACCUUUUGUCCUCAAUCAUACCUUUACAACUACAGCAUUUAUCAACUUAGUGGUGUGGUAAGAAUUUGUGCAAAACUUGGAUAUGUAAUCCAUAUUGAGUGUAAUAAUUUUAGUUAAUUUAAAACCAGACACCAUUUCGUCAUUGUAAUUUUUCCUUCUCUUUUGGCAAACAUUUUUGAGUAGUUGAAUAAACUGGCCUUUUGACAGUUAGUUUUUUUUGGGGUAUGUUUUGGUCCUUACUGAAUACAUGUGAAGUACAUCCAUGAAGCUAUAUUGUAUUUUAAAUAUCAUAAAAAUGAGCAAAACUGAAUUAUGGAAAAUUCUGAUCUUUUUUUACCUGACAACUCACAGAUAUUAAAUAACUCAUUCAUUGAAUUAUAUAGUGAUUACAUCACAGCAUUGUAAGAUCUCAGAAGUUAAAACAGGCAGCAAUAUUUGUGUGUUCUUCCACAGGCAGCAUUGCCACAUUUGUGUUCAAUGUCAUAUAUGUUACGUCAUACUGGAUUAUGUACUCGUAUGAAACUUCAUUGGGUAAUUCAGACUAAUAAUGAUACAUCUUAUAGAAGCUUGAGGUGUAAUGAUUUUUUUGUAAAAAAUGUAGAAGUCCUGUUUGAUAUAUAUCACCCUAAUAAUGAAAUAAGUCCAAAGAAAUUUCCUGCGAGUACUUACAGUAGUUAUGUUGAAUAUAUCACCAAAUAUGAUAAAUGGUAUGGCUAUCUACAAGAGAUUGAAUAUUUAGAUUAAAAUACAACAUUAAAUGGGAUUUUUUUUUGUUUGAAACUGCUUUGGCAAAAUUAAAUGGACAUAAGACAAAAAUCAAAACCUAAGAUUUUUUUUUCCAGUCAGAUUUUUAGAGAAAUAAAUAAGGAAGAACUAGCUGGCAUAUGCAUUUGUCAUAUUUUGUGUAUAAAUAUGUUAUGUGAUUGGUGCAUUUUAAUUUUAUUUAUGAUAAUUUUUGUACAAGCAGUUUUAAAGAAGCUUUUUGAUAUUGAUAUUAUUAAUAUGUGAGACUUUAGCGGUAAUGCUUUCUGUUGUAACAAGAAUAUUUUACGACAUUAAAAAAUGGAUUUAUUGA
Mercenaria mercenaria is the source of this 21572-nucleotide messenger RNA. RefSeq names its product HMG box-containing protein 1-like. The coding region runs from base 4 to 1578 and encodes 524 amino acids. The record is from RefSeq and is a predicted model, not a curated record. NCBI's taxonomy places the organism in Eukaryota, Metazoa, Mollusca, Bivalvia, Venerida, Veneridae. The transcript has 13 exons. Gene Ontology annotation, molecular function: RNA polymerase II cis-regulatory region sequence-specific DNA binding; RNA binding; DNA-binding transcription factor activity, RNA polymerase II-specific. Gene Ontology annotation, cellular component: nucleus. Gene Ontology annotation, biological process: regulation of transcription by RNA polymerase II.